Messenger RNA from Penicillium waksmanii, 999 nucleotides. Its product is annotated as lysophosphatidic acid acyltransferase LOA1. The transcript has 3 exons. The coding region runs from base 1 to 999 and encodes 332 amino acids. The record is from RefSeq and is a predicted model, not a curated record. Lineage: Eukaryota; Fungi; Ascomycota; Eurotiomycetes; Eurotiales; Aspergillaceae.
AUGGAGAAGUUCUCGCAGUUCCGAGAUCGAGGCUCCGGCAUUGCGCCUUUUCUCCCCAUCCCCUCAGAGCCUCUCGGUCUGCAGACCCCACUCCGCGUCUUCCUCUUUUGCUUCAGGUUGCCGCUGUUCAUAUUUGUCACUGUUGCCUACUUCGUCAUCCUACAAUGGCUGCCAAUUGGGUCACUGGGCAAAAAGGCCGCACUGUGGUGCAUCCUCGGCGUGCCGAGUAUAUGGUGGAUUGACCUGCAAGUGGACGGAGUGCGAAAAGGCUCCCUCUCCAAACACCAACAAGCCCGCCUCCCACAACCCGGCUCAGUGAUCGCCUCAUCCUUCACAUCACCCAUUGACGCAGUCUACCUCGCCGCAAUCUUCGACCCAAUCUUCACAGCCUCCUACCCAAACACAAAACAAGUAGAGCGCAUCUCCCUUUUACAAGCCAUCCUCCGCGCCUUCGCACCACCCUCGAUCAGCCCGGCACCCGGCACAACUCUUGUGGACGUCUCAUCCCUGGUCUCAAAACACCCCAACCGGCCCAUCGUGAUUUUCCCCGAAUGCACAACAACCAACAGCCGCGGCAUUCUGCCCCUAAGCCAGUCUCUCCUCGGCGUACCGUCGAAAACCAAGAUCUUCCCCGUCAGCCUGCGCUACACGCCUGUCGACGUCGUGACCCCGCUUCCUGGAAGUUAUGUCAGUUUCAUUUGGACACUUCUAAGCAAACCGACGCACUGUAUUCGUGUUCGUAUUGCGGAAGCGGUGCAGCGUGGGGCGAGUGCGAUCGAUCUUCCGCCUGCGAGAUCGACGCGUAAGUCGACUUUUGAGACUAAUUAUCUUGAUACGCUGGAUCAGGUUGAUGGGGAGGCUAGUGGGGCGGAUGGGGCGUUGUUAGAUCAGGUUGGGGAGGCUUUGGCGAGACUGGGACGGGUCAAGCGUGUGGGUUUGGGGGUUAAGGAGAAGAUUGAUUUUGUGAGGAUGUGGAGUAAGACGAGGAAGAGUUGGUGA